Molecule: messenger RNA, 2218 nt
Organism: Paramecium sonneborni
Lineage: Eukaryota; Ciliophora; Oligohymenophorea; Peniculida; Parameciidae
Source: the annotation of a GenBank genome assembly
UAUUUUCUCUAAAUUUAAAAAUAUGCAAGCACCAGGCUUAACAAAAUUGCCUAGUUAGUAGAAGGUUCCUAAAUACAGACCUGUAAGAAUGUAAACCAAAUUUAGUCCAUCAAUAUAGACAAUCUGAUUGCGAUUUGCACAGGGAAACUUAAGAAUUGUCCAAAUCACAAGAAAGCUCUGUAUAUUCGUGCAUCUGCUUAUAUUAAGAAAGGAGAGUAUUAAACAGCAAUUUAAGAUUGUAACAAGCUUUUAGAAACAGACUGCGAUAACGUAGGCGGAUAUUAUUUGCGAGGUAUUAAAAUUUGAAAUUGAAGGAUGUGCAAAUGAAAAAUUGGGUUAAAUAGAUUUAGCAAUUGAAGAUUUUUCAAAAGUUCUUUCUUUAGAUGAAAAUCAUGUAAAUGCUGCAUUUGCUCGAGCUUCUUGUUUAAAUUUGAAAGGAGACUUUGCUGGAGCUAUAGAAGACUAUACAAGAGCUUUGGAGAAAGAUAAUGCAAAAUCUUUAAAUUUAUCGAAUUCUAUAAACAAGAGGUCUUUACUUAGGAAUAGUUCUAUGAAAAAAGAUGAGCCUUAUCCAAAAAUUGAUGGAUUUCAAUUUUCAACGAAAAAGAAUAAAUAUUAAUAACCUGAAGAAGAUGAUUUGAUGAAUCCUUAGAAUGAUGAGGAAUACUUAUAAAAUGAUCAAUCAUAAAUACAAAACUAACCUUAACAAACUAGUUUUAUGAGUUAGAAUCCUCUUUAUACUAGUAUUGAUGCAAAUGAAAUGAAUAUAUAGAAACCAUCAUAAAUAAUUGAUAAAGAAAUAUCGUAACCUAUGUAGUAAUAAUUAAUUUCAAUGAUACCAGAGAAUAUUAAGAAUGAUAAUAAGAAAAUAUCUGAUUUUUUUCAUUCUUAGGGUUUUGAUGCAAGAAAAAAAGAAGAUUUUAUAAAGGCAAUAGAAUUUUACACAAUGGGAUUGAUGUUUAAUCCAAAUCAUUUUAAAUCAAUAUUUAAUAGAGGUAAGAAUUAACUUAUUUAUUUGAUUAGGCUUUGCUUUUGAUAAACUAAGAAUGUAUAAUGAUGCAAUCAGUGAUUAUACUAAGGCUAUUGAAAUGGAUUCAAAGAAUGCUUAUGCCUAUUAUAAUAGGGGAAUAUCUUAUGAUAAAAAAGGAGAUUAUAAUUUGGCAAUAAAGGAUUUUGCAAAAUCAAUAGAGAUUGAUCCAUCAAAAGCAGAUUUUUAUCAUAAUAAAGGAUUUGCUAUGAAAAAGAAGAAUUUAAUAAGAGAAGCAAUUUUAGAAUUUAAUGAAUGCAUUCGUUUGGAUAAAAAUCAUUUUAAGGCUUAUUAUAAUAGGGCAAAUUGUUAUGAAAAGUUAGGAGAUUUUGAUAAAGCUUAAUAAGAUUAUUUGAUAGCAAAUAAUGUGGUACCAAAUAAUCCAAAUACUUUAACUCAUAUAGGGAUAUUGAUGGAUAGAUAAUAGAAAUUAGAAGAAGCAUUAAAAUAUUUCAAUUCGUAAUAAAUUUAAUUAGAUUAAUAAGAUCUUUAAAGAUAGAUUAGAAUUAUGCCCCUGCAUAUAAUGGAAGAGGACUAGUAUUUGAUAAGAUAGGAGAAUUUGAGAAGGCUUGUUUGGAUUUUAAUAAGGCAAUAGAAAUAGAACCAUAGAAUCCUGUUUAUAUUCAUAAUAGAGGAUGUUGUAAAAGAAGCAUGAAUAAAUUUGAAGAAGCAUUAGAAGAUUUCAAGAAGGCUUUAUCUUUAGAUUCAAAGAAUCCUAUAAUAUAUUCAAAUAUGGGAUUGGUUUUGAGGAAAAUGGAAGAUUUUGAGACAGCUGUGUAUUGUUAUUCUUAAGAAUUAAUAUAUUCUAAAGAAAAUACUCGAACUUUGAAUAAUAGAGGAUAUUGUUUAGCAAAGUUGGGUUAAUUUGAUGAAGCAAUCGCUGAUUAUACAAAAGCAAUAAAUUUAGAUCCUGUAAACAUUCAUGCAAUAUAUAACAAAGGGAUUUGUAAUGAAAGGAUUGGUGAAUUUCGUAAAGUAGAAUAUUUUUAAAUAGAUAGGCUAUAGAAGAUUUUACUUAAGUAAUUCAAUUAUAGAACGAUUAAGGAGCAAAUGCUUAUUUUAAUAGAGGAUGUUGUUAUGAUAAGUAAUAAUGAUAUUAAAAUAUAUAAUAGUAUUGGUGAAAUGGAUUUGGCAAUAGCAGAUUAUUCUAAAGCAUUGGAGAUUGAUAAUAAAACAAAUAAAGUCUCAUGA